Messenger RNA from Zea mays, 4834 nucleotides. RefSeq lists its product as uncharacterized. The transcript has 18 exons. Bases 188 to 4003 code for a protein of 1271 amino acids. The record is from RefSeq and is a predicted model, not a curated record. Lineage: Eukaryota; Viridiplantae; Streptophyta; Magnoliopsida; Poales; Poaceae.
ACGCAGUUUCUCAAUAAUUUGAACAUCCACCCGAAUGCCGACGACGCCCACCGCACCACCCCAAAGCCCACAGGAGGAAGACCUAGCUAGACACCUGACCUAGGGUUUCCCUUCCUUGGUCUCCUUCUCCAGGGCCGGGAGGGAACCCGUCCAUCUCUGAGAGCCGAGAUCGCUCCAUCUCCCCCACAUGCCGCUCCGGGAGGGAGCCAAGCGUGUCUCCAGCGCGCGCCACUAUGCCCCCGCCGCGCCAACACCCGCGCCCGCGGGGGCACCCGUCCCGCCCCACCGCCCGCCGCGAUCUGUCUCCGCCGCUGGCUCCAUAUCCACUGCCUCCGCCCGCAAGCCGCCAGAGCCGCUUCGAAGGGCCGUCGCCGACUGCCUCUCGCCGCCCGCCCCGCACACCCAUGGCCCAGCUGCAGCCGCCGCUUCUGCCACCGCGGAGGCUUCACGGACGCUCCGGGAUUAUAUAGCCAACCCUUCAACCAUGGAUAUGGCUUAUAAUGUCCUCAUUGACCAUGCACUUGCAGAAAGUGAUCGUAGCCCAGCAGUUGUUCCGAGAUGCGUGUCAUUGUUAAAGAGAUAUCUUAUCCGGUACAUUCCAAGGGUGCAAACUCUGCGACAAAUUGAUCUGUUUUGUGCGAAUACGAUUGCAAAAUGUGAACCGAUGGCAAAUAAUAGAGCAGCAUCUUUUGCCAAGAAUAAUGUAUCAGCAGCAGCUGCAAUAAAUUCUUCAUCCCUUGCCCCACCAAUAUCCAACUUUGCUUCAGCAUCUCUUGUGAAGUCUUUAAACUAUGUUCGCUCAUUGGUUGCAAGGCAUACUCCAAAGUUGUCAUUCCAAUCAAUAGUCGCGGCAAAGCAGUCACUUCCUUCACUUUCAUCAUUUCUGAAUAGGUCCUUACUUUCUCAACUAACUCCAGAAGUUAUUAGCAACAGAGAACAUCUUGAAUCGAAGGAAUGCCAUAGCUCACCUGAUUUUAUAUCAUCAGCAAGUGAAAAAGUUGAUGUGGGUGAACCUGUAGAUGAUAGCAAAUAUAUAUCCUUCGACAUUUUAAGCUGGCGAUGGCAUGUGUAUGGCGAACGGCAGUCGUCCUUAUCUGCCAAAGAAAGAAGCAGUGAUUUUGUGGGUCUUCAAGAUUUUCAUAUACAUGGUUUUCUUGAAGUCGGUGCUGCAGCUCUUCUAGUUGGGGAUAUGGAUGCGAAAAUUAAUGAUCAACAGUGGAAAUAUUCUGUUAUCCAGGAAUUUCCAGAUAUUGAUUUGUUACAACCUUCAUCUUCUGCCGCAAGUACUUUUGCGUCAUCACAAAGUCAUUUAAAAGCAAUAACUGCUUCAAAACGCAUGAGAUCAGCUCCAAAUCAAGUCUGGAUGAACAUACCAAUAAACACAUUCCAGCCUCGAGCACGGCCUCUUUUUCAGUACAGAUACUACAGGGGAAGGAAAAUAAUAGUUGCCAAAGGCACUUUGCAUAUCCUCUGUAUAUACUGCAGUUUGAAUUUCAUGUCUUGUUACGAUAUGCCACAAUUAUGUCUAACAAUGUAUUUGCGUCUUGUCUUGCUCAUCAUGUUACCUUCUUUUACUAGUGAGCAGCAACCCUUAAGAUUGAAUCCUGCUGAAAUUUCUGAAGUCAUAGCUGAAGUUUGUUCAGAAGCAACUUCAAAUGCAAAUCAGUUGAUUGUUCCAUCAAGAUUGAGCACCCAGAGUCGGCAACCUUCAGCAGAUGUGGCAUUCAGUGUCCUUAUCAAACUUGUCAUUGACAUGUAUAUGAUGGACUCCGAGACUGCUGCUCCUCUGACACUUUAUAUGCUUGAGGGUAUGCUGAGCUCUCAAAAGUCAUCAGCCAGAACGAAGGCUCUUGAUUUGAUCCUAAAUCUGGGGGUACAUGCACACCUGCUGCAACCUAUGGUUAUUGGAGAUGCGCCGCUUAUAGAUAAAAGUGAAUCUGUGAACCGUUCUUAUCUGAGCAAUGAAUACGGAUCAAGUAUAAAUGAACCGAGGGAAGCAGAACCUGAAGUAGAACAGAAGAUCAGUCCUGCUAUUGAUCAAUUUGAAUCAUGGCUUCUUAAAAUGCUUUUUGAGGUUCUCCUUCUCCUAGUACAGAUAGAGGAGCGACAAGAGAUCGUGUGGGCCUCAGCUUUGAGUUGUCUAUUUUACUUUGUUUGUGAUGGAGGAAAAAUUAUCAGGAGUAGACUGGGAGGUCUGGACAUAAGGGUGGUUAAGACUCUUCUUGAGAUUAGUGUGGAGCACUCUUGGGCAAAAGUAGUGCACAGCAAGCUCAUUUGCAUGUUAUCAAAUAUGAUGUACCAAGUAUCAGAUUUAACUCAGAAUGGUGUUUCUGACACACAUUUUGUUCCUGAGCGGAUUGAUCUUCUUGGUGGGAUUGACUACAUUUGUCUUGAGUAUUCACGAGCCAACUCAAGGGAAGAGAAGCGGGAUUUGUUCUUUGUCAUUUUUGACUACGUAGUGCAUCAAAUAAAUGAGGCAUGCUUGGCUGGUGGUAUUUCAACCUAUACUUAUGAUGAUGCCCAGCCCCUUGCUUCCCUUCUUGCCUUUGCUGAUGCUCCUGAGGCUUUCUACAUAUCUGUGAAGCACGGCGUUGAAGGCGUCGGAGACAUGCUAAGAAAAGCUAUAUCAGCAGCAUUAUCUCAGUCUGCUCAAUAUGACCAAUUGAAUGUGCUUCUGGAUAAGGUUAUGAGGAAACUUGAUGGAACUGCCAGCACAUUUUCCAGGAUUGACAAUGAGUUUUCUUAUAUGAUCCAAGUAACGAAAUCAUGCAAGUGUUUUGGCAGCAUUAAAGAUGGAUGUGAUGAUGCUGAUGUAGCGCUUAGAGCCAGGCUUUGCUGGGCAACUUUGCACUCACUUCUUCACUCACAUAUUUCAUCAUAUAGGCACCAUGGAUAUAUUUGGUUAGUUGAAUUGCUCCUUUCAGAAAUCAGUGAAGAAACAGAUGGUUCUGUAUGGUCUAAAAUCCAAAAGCUUCAAGAGGAAAUUGAAGUUGCUGGUAGCCAAGACCUAUCAUGUUCAGAAGUCUCUCUGCCUGUUUGUAUGCUUUGUGGGCUUCUAAAGUCAAAACACAAUUUCAUUAGGUGGGGAUUCCUAUAUGUGCUGGACAAAUUUCUUAUGCGUUGCAAAUUAUUAUUGGAUGACAAUGACAUGCAAGACCACACAACUGCUGAUCAUAAUAAAAAUUGUCUUGAUAAAGCUUUUGCGGUUAUAGAUAUUAUGAAUAGUGCUUUGUUACUUGUUGUUCAAAACAAUGAGACGGACCAUAUCAACAUAUUAAAGAUGUGUGACAUGCUGUUCUCUCAAUUAUGCCUGAGAAUUCCAUCCACAAAUGCGAUGCAAGUUAGGGGUCUUCAGUCCCUUGGUCAACUUUUUGGUUAUACAUCUAAGAACAUCGAUAGUCAUUUGGAAACCCUUGCAUCUCACCAAAGUAUUGGAAAUAAGAAUAUUUGCCGGAGUGAGACAUUGCAAGAUAUUGGCAUAGAUCAAUCUGGUCAAUCCACUUCUUUCUGUGAAGCAUCAAUGGCAGCACUGCUUCUGAGAGGGCUCGCGAUAGCCCCAAUGCAGCUUGUAGCCCGUGUACCAACCUCUUUGUUUUUCUGGCCAUUGAUACAGCUUGAAGGGGCAGCCAGUGAUGACAUUGCAUUGGGUAUUGCUGUUGGUAGCACAGGAAGAGGCAACCUUCCUGGUGCUACAUCAGAUAUCCGAGCAGCACUCCUUUUACUUUUGAUCGGUAAAUGCACAGCUGAUCAGGAGGCACUGAAAGAGGUAGAAGGCAAUGAGUUCUUCAGGGGUCUUCUGGAUGACACAGAUUCAAGGGUAGCAUACUAUUCUGCCGCUUUUCUUUUGAAGAGAAUGAUGACAGAGGAACCAGAGAUAUACCAACGGAUGCUUCAAAGCCUCAUCUCAAAAGCUCAACAGUGUAACAAUGAGAAACUUCUGGAGAACCCAUACCUUCAGAUGCGUGGGAUAUUGCAGUUAUCAAAUGACCUAGGAGUUCAAUGAUAAGAUCGUGAUGACAUUUCAAUGGAUAAAGCUCUAAGUUAGAAUCACUACUUCUGGCUGUGUUUAUUGCAGAGAACCUGAAGAUGUUCCGAACUAAGGCAUUUUUCUGCAUCCUGAACAAACUUAUUCUCUGCUCUAUGGAUGAUAAUUGCAAUCUCAUGCUCGAAGAUUAAUUUUUCCUAUGCAUCUGUGUUGAUGGACCAACCCUUUCCAGUAUCCUGCCACUUCUUAUGAUCAAGAUUAUUUUGUCGUUUCUUAUGAUUGAAAUGCUAGGCUACCAGAAUAACAUUCUCCAUAGUCCCUAUUUGUACUAUCGAGGUUACUAAUAUUUCUUGUUUGUAGUUUUGCAGAUGCUAUGUGAAUCAUGUAAAUUAUUGCUUUGGCCAGAUGCAUGUACAGAUCCAUGAAUUUCUUUAUUCUUUGUUAGACUAGUCACAGUCCAAGGGAGUCACAGAUUAACAAGAUAAUCUGAUGAUCAUCCUGUGUUAUGGACACAGUGCAUUGUGGUUUACCAACCUGGACGACUUGACAAAGGUUUAAGCCAAGGUGGCGUAGAUGUGACUCCCUACAAUUUUGUAUUGCAGAAACCGUUGAGAUCUGAGGCAAGGCAUUAUAUAUAUUUUUUGGGCGAGACAUGCUCGGUUCAAUAAAUAUUUGUGUGUUCGCUUUGCAUAUAUGGUAACUGAUCAGAGGAGUGUAGAUUUGUAUUGCGGAGUAACAAUGUAAAUGUUAGGUUUGAAUAUACUGAUUUCGAGAUGAUGUAAUCCUUCUAUACUAGCUUAGCUUCCAUGUUGGUUGUUUAAUUUCGAUAAGAGGUUGUUUACUUUUAUA